Protopolystoma xenopodis is the source of this 839-nucleotide messenger RNA. The record is from the annotation of a GenBank genome assembly. NCBI's taxonomy places the organism in Eukaryota, Metazoa, Platyhelminthes, Monogenea, Polystomatidea, Polystomatidae.
AGCGUAGUUACAAGCAUGAAUUGUUGACAGAAACUGAUGUUGGUGUUGAAGUUGACCUGAUAGACCCUGAUGUUUUUAAAAUAGAUAAAGGAGCCAAAUUGCAUCCAAAUGACGAAGUUCUUUUGGAGGAUGACAAUCCAGGAGUUCUUAAUUCGCGCACUUCUCGCCACCAACGUUAUGUUUCAUGGCUUCGCAAAACCGAAUAUAUUUCAACUGAAAUGUACAAUAGAUGGAGUAAUACGGAAAAAGUGGAAUCUAAGUUGGGUUAUGGUAUCAAGAAGAGGCUAAAUGAAGAACCUCUGUAUAGAGAUCGUGAAAGCCAAUUAUCAGCGAUUGAAGCGACCUUUAAGGCUGCCAAAUCUCCUAUCAAAGCGCAUUAUAGUAAACCAAAUGUUCAUGCAUUGGAGGUCUUACCGGUGUUUCCGGAUUAUACCCUAUGGAGAUAUCCUUGUGCCCAAGUUAUUUUUGACGACGAUCCAGCUCGUAAAGGAGCACUAACUUUGGAUCACAAAGAUGAUGUUACCCAAGCUGUAAUCAGAGGAAUGGUUGACGAGACGGGCGAUCACUUUGUUGCAUACUUCUUGCCAAUGGAAGAAACAAAGCAACUUCGAAGACUGGAUAGUGAAACUAAGAUUCCUUACACAGAAGGGGCUGCAUAUGAAUAUGAAUUAGCAAGAGAAUAUAACUGGAAUGUCAAAAAUAAGAGCAUGGCAAAUUAUGAAGAAAAUUAUUGUUUCAUAUUCCGUAAUGAUGUCGAACGUAAUACCCGUGUUGUUAGAAUGCUAAUGCUAUAUCGCUUAAUUCGCGAGGUAGUUCUAUCGGUUUUGUUCUGUUUUUGA